Solanum lycopersicum (tomato) is the source of this 756-nucleotide messenger RNA. The record is from RefSeq and is a predicted model, not a curated record. Lineage: Eukaryota; Viridiplantae; Streptophyta; Magnoliopsida; Solanales; Solanaceae.
AUGAGUGAGAACGCUGCCAAAGCAGCCUGCACAGCCAGGAUUUUGGUGGCUGCUGCUCGACGUGCAGCCAUCACACAGGGAUUCCAACUUGGCCUUGCGAUGCUUGUCAAAGAAGGAUACUUUGAAUAUGCUGAGACCCUUUUAGUUUUAGUCCCAAAUAUUGAAACUUUCAGGUUCCCUUUUGCUGUUGUAGCUUCUUUCUUUGAGAAGCACAAUGUUCAAUCAAAGUUUGCUUCAAAAAUAUUCAAUUUGCUUCUUAAAGCUUUAUCUGAUAACGCAAAAUUCAACCAGGCUUUGGAGAUUUUCAUGUAUAUGAAACUAAAUGCAAUUGAGAUUAAUAAGAGAACAUGUAUUCAGGUUUCAAUAUUUUCGUUGACGGUAGUGGUAGAUGGAUUGUGUAGGAGAGGGGAGAUAAAGAAGGCUGGAGAAUUGGUGGAGGAAAUGUUAUCUAAAGGGGUGAAGCCUAAUAUUAUUACAUGUAAUACCUUGGUGGAUGCUUGUGCUAGGAGAUGGAAUUUCGAAGAAAUGAACUACACUUUGGCCUUGAUGAAAAGGGAACGAGUUGACUUAAAUGUUGAGACUUACAAAUUUUUGGUGGAUGGAUUUUUAAGUAGUGGGAAGAUUGAUGAUGCCGAGAGAUUGAUUUUGGAAAUGUAUGUCAAGGGUUUUAAAGUGGAUAUCCAUUUGUAUAAUUUGAUGAUUAAGGGAUAUUGCAGGCUAGGGAAUAUGGAAAGGGCACUUUCAUUGUUCAGGUAG